CAGAUAAAAAGGGAACGUAUCGAUUCUUUUCGUUUUGAAGUAUGGGAAGAAUGGAAAACAGCUACUAGUAUUAAAAAAAGGUUGAUAUCAUUUACCCAACAGUCAGAAGAUACUGUCUAUACAACAACAACCACUACUACUACUACUACCACUACCACUACCACA
This is a messenger RNA of Mucor mucedo, 165 nucleotides long. RefSeq lists its product as uncharacterized. The annotation marks the transcript as partial. The record is from RefSeq and is a predicted model, not a curated record. Lineage: Eukaryota; Fungi; Mucoromycota; Mucoromycetes; Mucorales; Mucoraceae. The transcript has a single exon.